This is a messenger RNA of Castor canadensis (American beaver), 2836 nucleotides long. RefSeq names its product cholinergic receptor muscarinic 1 (gene Chrm1). The record is from RefSeq and is a predicted model, not a curated record. Gene Ontology annotation, cellular component: synapse; plasma membrane; dendrite. Gene Ontology annotation, biological process: adenylate cyclase-inhibiting G protein-coupled acetylcholine receptor signaling pathway; G protein-coupled receptor signaling pathway, coupled to cyclic nucleotide second messenger; regulation of locomotion. NCBI's taxonomy places the organism in Eukaryota, Metazoa, Chordata, Mammalia, Rodentia, Castoridae. Gene Ontology annotation, molecular function: G protein-coupled acetylcholine receptor activity; G protein-coupled serotonin receptor activity.
UGAGGCUCAAAGUGGGGGCUCUAGUGGACAAGGGGGGCACGCUCCAGGACUUAUUCCAACCCCAGAUGCUGCCUGAGGCUUCCCUCCAGCUCCCCCUCCCUUCUUUUCCUCCCUUUUCUCCCUCCCUCUCUUUCCCUUCCUCCCUCCCCCUCCAGGCUGGCGUGCCAGGGGGUGGGACAUGCCAAUCACUGGCUGUGCCUCUCCCGCUGCCAGCACAGGGCGCAGCUCCCCCCCGGGAGCCAGGUGUUUGGGUCCCAGGAGACACCACCGGCCCCUGGAGAAGCAGUGGAGCUGAGGACCCUACAGACCCCUCUCCAGCCCCAUGGUGAUGCCCUUCCUCUAAGGAAACCUUUAGCGUGACACUGGAGGAAGGGGUUGUCCCCCUCCUCCCAUCUGGCCAUGAUGAACACUUCAGCCCCACCUGCUGUCAGCCCUAACAUCACUGUCCUGGCACCAGGAAAGGGUCCCUGGCAAGUGGCUUUCAUUGGGAUCACCACGGGCCUCCUGUCUCUGGCCACAGUGACAGGCAACUUGUUGGUACUCAUCUCCUUCAAAGUCAACACAGAGCUCAAGACAGUCAAUAACUACUUCCUGCUGAGCCUGGCCUGUGCUGACCUAAUCAUUGGCACCUUCUCCAUGAACCUCUAUACCACAUACCUGCUCAUGGGCCACUGGGCGCUGGGCACACUGGCCUGUGACCUCUGGCUGGCCCUGGACUACGUGGCCAGCAAUGCCUCCGUCAUGAAUCUGCUGCUCAUCAGCUUUGACCGCUACUUCUCUGUGACCCGACCCCUGAGCUACCGUGCCAAGCGCACUCCACGCCGGGCAGCUCUAAUGAUUGGCUUAGCCUGGCUGGUUUCCUUCAUCCUCUGGGCCCCAGCCAUCCUCUUCUGGCAAUACGUGGUAGGGGAGCGGACAGUGCUAGCUGGGCAGUGCUACAUCCAGUUCCUCUCCCAACCCAUCAUUACCUUUGGCACAGCCAUGGCUGCCUUCUACCUCCCUGUCACAGUCAUGUGCACACUCUAUUGGCGCAUCUACCGGGAGACAGAGAACCGGGCACGGGAGCUGGCGGCCCUGCAGGGCUCCGAGACACAAGGCAAAGGAGGUGGCAGCAGCAGCAGCUCAGAGAGGUCACAGCCAGGGGCAGAGGGCUCACCAGAGACUCCUCCAGGCCGCUGCUGUCGCUGUUGCCGAGCUCCCAGGCUGCUGCAGGCCUACAGCUGGAAGGAAGAAGAGGAAGAGGAUGAAGGUUCCAUGGAGUCCCUCACAUCCUCGGAGGGUGAGGAGCCUGGCUCUGAAGUGGUCAUCAAGAUGCCCAUGGUGGACCCCGAGGUGCAGGCCCCCACCAAGCAGCCCCCUAAAAGCUCCCCGAAUACGGUCAAGAGGCCCACCCGGAAAGGGCGUGACCGAGCUGGCAAAAGCCAGAAGCCCCGUGGGAAGGAACAGCUAGCCAAGCGGAAGACCUUCUCACUGGUCAAGGAGAAGAAGGCAGCCCGAACCCUGAGUGCCAUCCUGCUGGCCUUCAUCCUCACCUGGACACCGUACAACAUCAUGGUGCUGGUGUCCACCUUCUGCAAGGACUGUGUUCCUGAGACCCUGUGGGAGCUGGGCUACUGGCUGUGCUAUGUCAACAGCACCAUCAACCCCAUGUGCUAUGCACUCUGCAACAAAGCCUUCCGGGACACUUUCCGCCUGCUGCUGCUCUGCCGCUGGGACAAGAGACGAUGGCGCAAGAUCCCCAAGCGCCCUGGCUCUGUGCACCGAACCCCCUCCCGCCAAUGCUGAUGGCCCCCUUUCCUGCAUCCUUCCACCCCAGCCCCAGGGAGAGGUCGAUGGAAAGCGGGCAGGGGCUGUGUCCUCAGCCCCAGGGCCCAAUCGAGCCUGACCGGGCUUCCCGGUCUCCUGGGUCACCUUCCUGGACAGCCCAAGGAGACCUUGCCAGCUUUCCAAACUUUGCUAUUCCCAGGCAGGGAUUGAAACCUGGGGAACUGGUUUUUUGUUCCCUGCUGUGUGGGAAUGGGUUCUUCACCAGGAAGGCCAGGGGGGAGGAUCCGGGCUUUGGACUCCUUGUUUGCCUUUAUUCAGGAAGUCAGGAGCCAGCAGGGCGGGCAAGGAGUUUAACAUUGCAGUCUUCUUUGGCCCAGCAGGGAACCUGGCUUGCAGUGGUUGAUAGUGCCCCCUAGGGCUUACUGCAAGGAAUUGACACCAACCACUGAGAAAGAAAAACUUGGCUCAGAGAGAGCUGGGGAGAAUCCCUGGCUGAGAUCCCCUUCCUGCACAGGCAGAGCCUCACCAGCUAUGCCCUCACACACUCUCCGAGGAUUGUCCAGCCUCCCUACAAAUGUCUCCAGAGCAUCCCUAUAUGGGUCACUUCUGAGGCAGGAGAUGGUACCUGAGGGGAUCAAUUUGGCUGGUCACAUAUCAAGUCCCAAGGCAGCAGCAGGACCAGACACCAGGCAUCCUAACUGUCCCACUAUGUCAUUUUCCUAGGGGACAAGGGCAUGGGAACUUGCUAUCCAGCCCCACACCCAUCAUCCCCUCCUCUACCCCAGAGUAACCUCAGUCCCUCCUUCCUGGCUUAUAGCCACCACCUGGAUGGAUCUGCUGGAUCUGUUCUGUGCAGAUCUAGCCAGACCUCCUGCAUGCUGCCUGCCUCUAGCCCUGCCCCACACAGGCCUGGCCCAGCCAACAGGUUCUCUCCUGUGAGCUCCCCAAUCCAACCAUGCAUGGCCUCCCAGCCACACUUCCCUCCAGGCCCAGCCUGGCCCCAAAUGUUCUUUCCUUCCAUCCUCAGCGUGUGCUGAGUCUGUGAAUAAAGCCACAUAACCAGCAGGCA